GGACAAACCAGUAGUUUGAAAAUGAAUGUUGUGUUACACAGAGUAGACUGAGGCCAGCAUAUUUUGGGUCUAGCCGCUGACUGAAUAGAGCGUGCUUAAGCAGACCGUAGCAGUCCAGAGAACCGGCAACCAGAACUGAAACAAGGAAUCUAAAGAGUUUGCUUCCAAGGAUGCACUGUAAGUCCUUAUGCAUUGAUUUAGAAUUAGAUAUACAUUCAGACGUUGUGAUGAGGGAGUAUCCCUUUCACUUGUGUAGGCUAGAUCUGAAAGUCAACCAGCAACAGUUUACAUUGAUUGUUACUUAUGAUACAUCUUUAUAACCCUAAUCUUCUGGCUUUGGCUUGUGGGAAGGCAUUUCUCUAGCAUGGUGGCAUUUUCUUUAGGAUGUGACUGAUGGUUUCUGUGUACCUUACGUAAAAUACAUUUUUAAAAUUUAAAUUUGAAUCCCUCUGUGUGUUCCACGUUUGAAUUUGGUUUAGUUCUUACAUUGAAGUUAUGUUAUUGAAUUCAGAAAAGCUCAUGUACCACAGCUCUAAAGGCUGAUAUGUGGUACUGGUUCAUCCACCUCACUAGCCCAUGUCGACAGCAGAUAUGCGCUGGCUGGGGUGGAGCAUCCAGCCCUCUAUGUACAGCUGCUCAGACAGGAUAGGGCGAGGCAGAGAGAAGUCUCAGUUUUAACUGCAUUAGUGGGGCCAGAAACAGCUGCUGGGUGGAUGGAUGGAAACUUGAUUCACCCCAGUGGGUUAGCAGCCUUGGAAACAACUCCAGGCAGAAGGUCCCGUGUAGCUCAGUUGGUAGAGCAUGGCGUUUGCAACGCCAGGGUUGUGGGUUCGAUUCCCACGGGGGGCCAGUAUGAAAAUGUAUGUACUCACUAUCUGUAAGUCGCUCUGGAUAAGAGCGUCUGCUAAAUGACUAAAAUGUAAAUGUAAAAAAUGGGUGAGAUUGCCAUCUGGGAUAGAGACAUGUACAGGGACAGAAAGAGAUGAAUGUAGCAAGUGAUUUCUUUGCAUCUAAAAUGAUCUACAGUUGGGGUAUUUAAAUGCUGGGUGUGGGGAGAGGGGAACCCCUGCUUGGGUUUGGAGACGCCCAGUUUUGGGCAGGAUUUGUUUAGGUUGUAGUUAAUGCUGGUUUCUGAAAAUGUAUUUGAUGUUGCUAUUAGAGCAGUUUGCAAGAAAAGCCUCUACUUGCAAUCUGUUUUUUUAAUGGACAUCAUGUGGCGGUUAUGUGUACAGGACAUACUGUUUGGGACCUAAUCCUCUCUUAAUUGUGUGCAACGCAGCGGUCAGUUGCUAUCGGGAUGAAACUGUGCGCAAUGCUAAAUCCAUCUGAGCCGAUUCCCUUAAGGCUCACUGGGUAUCUCCCUGGCAGGCCAUCGGCAGGGUUGUACAACAGGCAUUACAAUGAACUGCUCCUCUGGGGACUAGGGGUCGGGCGGUGACCGCAUUCCGGGCUUAAUCAACAGGAGAGAAGGAACAACAAGGAAGUACCUUGAUUGAUUUUUUUUUACCCCCUGGUCUGACUUGUAUUGGUGAGCGUAUUGUGAAGGUAAAUACACAGCCUUGGUCGAGAGAGAAUAUUAAGGUACAUAGUUUGGACGUGUGAGCCAGCAUUUUUCUGAGCUGUAGGCUAUAGCACCCACCCCCAAUGCAGGCAUGUCGGCCCCCUCCCAACCCCCAGGGACAACUCACAAUACAACUCCCACACUAGAAUACAUUACAGCCAUGCAGCGUGAACCCUGGCCACAGCUGUCCGAGUGUGUGUGAGCAUGGUGAAUCUGCAGCUGCUCUGUGGAAGGAGGAAGAGCGUAAAAGGGUAGCUAUUGUAGGGGGUUUGUGGUGUAAGCGGUGAGCUCACCGGCUCUGCAGGAAUGGGUAAUGAUGAGGUGAAGUCUGUCAAGGUUAACAGCAGUGCCUCUGAGGGAGGGAGCAGGGAGGUAGAAUCUAUCGAUCUGCUGAGCUACGGCCAAUGAAUGAACCAUAAAUCAGCAAAUUGGUUUUGAGUGUGAGGGUUUUUCCUCCUACAUUUGUAGCCGUUUCAAAAUUGUUACGACCAACCACUCAACACUAGGUGAUAAAAUUGACUGGGUUUUAAUGAGGUCUGGCUGCACCCUGGCCCUGGCUCAGGGGAAUAUUUGUGUUCCUGCUCUGACCCCCAUGGUGGCUGUUUUCUUUCCUCCCGCCCCUGCUCAGUUGUCCUCAGCUGGUGAACUAUGAUUGCCCAUUCCACAAUAGGCCUGAAAGGGCCACUGGUAUGUGGUUUCAAUGCACCGAGCCAGGCCUAGACAAACAGGAGCCCGGCCGGUGUUGGCUUUCCAACAAGGGGGCCGAGUCUGGUGGAGAGUGGGCUGAAGUUACGUGUUAGUGGGGCAGUCGUGGUUAUUGUUUUAGCGCGCUGACGUGUUUCCUGUGCCAUGUUGGGUAACUGCCCACGAUGGAACAAACGGAUCAUCAACAGGGGCCGAACUGUGCUCUGGUUGGGUCUGUGUGUCUUUCACACAGAUGGAGCCAUUGAAUUUCAAUAACCAGAGGAUGAGAUGAACCAGCCAACCCAAAUGAGUCCAUCUUAUGCAACCUCUGCUGUCCCGCCUGUCGUCAUGUGUCCACAUGGCUUUAUAUCUCUGAAAGGGGGUUUCAUAACACGAUUAGGCCUAAAUGUUCAUUUAGGCUUCCGCUGAUUUGGGAAAGGACCACACUGAAUAAACAUGGUUCAUUUGUUUUGGCUGAAAGAAGUUACUUAAACGGACGCCUCAUUGUUCAAAAACAGUGAUUUAUGGGGACAAAAGCACAGUUCAGUCUACAGGAGCUCUUGGAUCUAUGUACAUUUUGAGUCCUGUCGAUACAUACUGUUGCCAUUUUGUCAGGCCUUGUGAAAGACUGCUGUAAAAAGAUGUCCAUAAAAGCAUUUGGUAGUCAAAACAAUUUAGCUUCUCUGAGUGAUCUUCAAGAAGUGUAAUGACUCUGAGACCAUGUGUUAUGUUUAUCCGGAGACCAGAGCAUGACCCUGUGACAGCACAGUGGUGGGAGUCUUGUGUGCCGUUUGGCUGUCACAUGCUACUGACAGUUCCACUGUGUGGCCAAGAAGCAGGUGCUACUGUAAGGAAGUGCUCUUUGUGUCACAUUUGUCACUCUCUCAAACGCAGCCCCAAGAUUUGCGUGUGUCAUGUUGUGUGAAUGAGUCAUGCUGUUUCUUACCAUGUCCCCUAUCUCUAUCCCCCCCAGUGAUCGUGUGUGAGCCCGCUGCCAUGUCCACAGCCGUGGUGAUGGACCCACCCAGGGACGACAGCAACUUGCAGUCAUCCUGUGGCACCGGGGACAGCAUCGCCUCACUGGAUGAUGUCACUAUGGAUUCCACAGCCAAGUAUGUACCUGGCCUGAAACCAUUCUCUGGUCCGAUGGCGUGACUCAUGUUUAGACUGUUGAUCGAAAGGCUCUCGUCACACAGGAAUAACGAUGACCUGCACCCUGUCACGGUCUUAAUAAUACUCCCACAUUAAAGGGAUACUUCGGGAUUUUGGCAAUGAGGACCUUUAUCUACUUCCCCAGAGUCUGUCUUCAUACUGAAAGCAGAGACAUAAAAAUGGUAUCCACAAGUUCGUCUGAUACUGGGGAAGUAGAUAAAGGGCCUCAUUGCCAAUAGCUCGAAAUACACUACAUGACUAAAAGUAUGUGGACACCUGUACGUCGAACAUCUCAUUCCAAAAUCAUGGGCAUUAACUAUGGAGUUGGUCUUCUGGGAAGGCUUUCCACUAGAUUUUUGGAACAUUGCUGCAGACUUGCUUCCAUUCAGCCACGAGCAUUAGUGAGGUUGGGCACUGAUGUUGGGCGAUUAGGCCUGGCUCACAGUCAGCUCAAAUAGCCGAAUCCACUAAUUGGAAGGGGUGUCCACAUACUUUUGUAUUUAUAGUGUAUCCCUUUAAAUGACAGCUUACAGAGAUAUUUGACCUACUUAUAUCACACAAAGAUGACAAAAAAACAGUCCUUACACUUUGUCAUGCCAGUAAUGUAAAUAGGUUUAGAGACAAUUUGCUGUCAGUUUACAAGAUGGAUUCUUGGGGACGUUAGCCUCUGACACACUGAAAGGCUUCCUCCAUCCAUCUUAGACGUGGCAGCAGAGUUCAACAGGACAGGACUGGGAAUCUACUUAAUAUUGUUUAUAACAUUUUUCCCCUCAGUGAGUCAUCAGAGGAGGAGUCAGCUGGUGAGAGGGAAGCGGAGACUGGGGCCAACACUGAGCUCACCAACAAUCCCACAGACAUCCCUACUGGACGGCCCACACACACACAGACAGGUGAGCUGACACACACACACACAUAUUUACAUGGCAAACACCACAAGGAGAGCAUUUACAUGGGACACAAAUACAUUUAGGAAACAGGGUUACAACAGUUAGAGCGUACACAAACAUAGUAGUUCACACUCGAGGUUGGCACUUGGCUACAGAAGUUUUACCAGUGCAUUCAUUUUGAGGUAGACCAAAUGAAUUGUCCCCUUUUGAACUUUGAGGAAAUGGAGCUAAGGGAAGUGAAGUCCACCCUUGGUGCCAGUACGUGCAAACUUCCCUUUCCUGUCUCCUCUGAAUCAAGUCAAGAACAUUCAAUCUUCAACAUUCCACACACACACUCGGUAUGACAACCCUAUUUAUAAGCUGUACACCGGCAUGUAUAAAACCCCAAAUUAGAAUAAAUAGGUCUAUGCCAUCCUAAAUGAAGGUAUUCACACAUUUCAUUAAAAGCACAUUUCAGUUGAGGUUUGUGUCAGUUGGUCAGUAAACUCUAUGUUACUGCUAAAUCAGUAGGGCAUUCUCCUCCACCAUCCAUCCACCUGAAGUGCAGUCCAAUAACCGUAGAAUCAGGACCUGGCUUGAGUGGCAGCAUGACCGUGGCUAUGUGCUUCUGUUGACUAUUAAAGAAGUGGUUGGUGAUAAACAGUCCUGUCUGAACUCCCAGAAGGUUCUACCCACAGCUCUGUCCUGUUGACAGCACACAGAAACAGAGCGCUCUUUGGAAACGGGGUCAGCCUAACACAAGGUCACAUGACCCCACGCUUCACUCACUGUUGAUCUUUUCAUUUUAUAGUGCUUUUCAAAGGCUUCAUAGUCGACACAGAACAUGGGAGAGAGUAGGUCCCCUUAUCUAAGUAAAGCUUUCACGCACUUCAAAAUAUUGACAGGGAUUAUCUAUAGUUCUAGUCUUAUCAUAGUGACCUUUGCAAAAUUGCUGUUAAGACUCAAACGUGAUUGCUAAUAGUACUAGGUGAGUUAGAGCUUCUGUUUGUCUCUGGCAAAUGGCCCCCAUUAACCCUUUACACUCCUACCUGUAUACAGGUUGAAAAUGGCAGAUUUAGUCAUUGAUAAGGGCCUAAAUUGGAACGCAGUGGCUGUACAGUAACAUGUUAUACAUGACGUCAGAGCUCAGGGUCUCCGCUUCACAGCUCUGUAUGGGUUUUGACUGCCAGACGUUCUGAAUUUGAGCACCAUGCCCCCAUCCCUCCCGAUAAUUUGGCAACUUUUUCAAAUUCUGGGGGGGGGGGGGGGGGGGAUGCUGUAAAUUACAAGGACUUGAUGUAUUUUGAAAGAUGAGGCGUUGUGGAUUAUAAUAAAUACUGCUUUGAUGUCAUACAAGCAAGUCCAAAUGUGCACUUCACAUUUCCAUGUCAUAAAACUCAUGUAAUAUAGUGCCAACGUUUAUGAUCACUGUGAUGUAUACUGAACAAAAAUAGAAACGCAACAAGUGGUCCCAUGUUUCAUGAGCUGAAAUAAAAGAUCCCAGAAAUGUUCCAUACGCACAAAAAGCUUAUUUCUCUAAAAUGUUGUGCACAAAUUUGUUUUGAUCCCUGUUAGUGAGCAUUUCUUCUUUGCCAAGAUAAUCCAUCCACCUGACAGGUGUGGCAUAUCAAGAAGCUGAUUAAACAGCAUGAUCAUUACACAGGUGCACCUUGUGCUGAGGACAAUAAAAGGCCACUCUAAAAUGUGCAGUUUUGUCACACAACACAAUGUCACAGAUGUCUCACGUUUUGAGGGAGCGUGCAAUUGGCAUGCUUAAUGCAGGAAUGUCCACCAGAACUGUUGCCAGAGAAUGGAAUGUUCAUUUCUCUACCAUAAACCGCCUCCAACGUCGUUUUAGAGAAUUUGGCAUUACGUCCAAAAACCGCAGACCUCGUGUAACCACGCCAGCCCAGGACCUCCACAUCCGGCUUCUUCACCUGCGGGAUCGUCUGAGACCAGCCACCUGGACAGCUGAUGAAACUGAGGGGUAUUUCUGUCUGUAAUAAAGCCCUUUUGUGGGGAAAAGCUCAUUCUGAUUGACUGGGCCUGGCUCCCCAGUGUGUGGGCAUAUUGCCUCCCAGGCCCACCCAUUGCGCCCCUGCCCACCCACUGCGCCCCUGCCCAGUCAUGUGAAACCCAUAGAUUAGGGCCUAAUGAAUUUAUUUCAAUUGACUGAUUUCCUUAUUUGAACUUUAACUCAGUAAAACCUUGAAAUUGUUGCAUGUUGUUUUAUUUUUGUUCAGUAUAGUUACAAGAUGAAAUGGCGUUAUACCCUGGGUAGUCAUGAACAGAAUGAGCCUACAGUAUGUUUUGUUGUAUUGUGAAGAAACUUUGCCGCUGACCACGCAUCUGAAUGCGCUCAUGACAUGUGCCCCAAAAUUACGAUCUGCGUCUCUGAAUUGCCUUUUGAAAGCCUAACACUCUAGUAUCGUAUUUUAUAAUUUAGCUAGUCAUGUUGGCAAUAGAACAAGCUUGUAGACAAAAUGGCGACCGGCAAGUUCGGCAUGGUGGCAGCACUUUUCUUAUUUUUUUUAUAUCACUGAAAAUAAUUGCAUCUGCAAUUUCUCAGUCAUGCCAACACUUGAUUGCAUCCAGCACUUCGGAUUUGGAAGGAAUUCUUUUUACCAAACUUUCAUAGCACCUUGGCACAAACCAAAACGAUCAUCGAAAGCCAGUCUGAAAUCUCAAAUUAAUGGUGGCGAUCUUAUAAUAACUCUAUGCCUUCUCUUAUCGGGUGAUAUCCAUCAAUGCCCUGGACCUCAGUUUAUCACAAACACCAUCAAUGCCCAUGCUCCUCUUGCGAACGUUGGAUUAAGAGUAACAGCAAAGCUCUGGUAUGUUUGGAAUGCGCGCAGUGGAUUCAUCUGAAAUGCAACGCCUAGCUUUGGGCAUGGGGUCAAUGAAAAUUACCUUUGCUGUCUGUAUGCUGUACCCGCGUAGUGUGUGAGUAUUGAAGGUGGAGUGGGACCAGAGGACUUACCUAGGACGGAGAGUGCACAAGAGGAGGGGGGGUCCGCAGCGGCGCGGAGGCCACCAGAGGCGAGAGACUGGGGACAUGGUGGUGAGGACGACGGAGCAGCACCUGGGGACGUGUGCUCCAUGGUGGCAGAGAGGCCACCGUAGGCAGUGCAGUGGGAGGCGAGUUACAAGUGGAUUGGGAAUUCAGUGAGGCCUUAGGGAAGAAAGGUUUACAUUUUGUGCACUUAAACGUCCAAAGCCUACUACCGAAGAUUGAGAUACGCCUGUUGUUUCGCAAAUCAGAGGUGGGUGUCUUAUGUUUUACAGAGACAUGGUUGGAUUCAUCUGUUUGUGACUCAGAAAUUGAGAUAGGCAAUUACUCUGUCAGGAAGAAUCGGAACGGUGGGGGGAUAUGUGCGUUUGUAAGAGCUUAGUGGGUAAGAGCUUUGUGCCAGUAACCGAAAGGUCGCUGGUUCUAAUCCCCGAGCCGACUAGGUGAAAAAUCUGUCUGUGCCCUUAAGCAAGGCACUUAACCCUAAUUGCUCCUGUAAGUUGCUCUGGAUAAGAGCGUCUGCUAAAUGACUAAAAUGUAAAUGUUAUUUAAGAUCAGACAUUGCUUAUAACGUCAGAUAGGAUUUAAGCGUUGAUCUGGAGAUUGUCUGGCUGGAUAUCUGCCUUCCCAAAACCAAGCCGAUUUUGUUGGGGGUGUGUUACAGGCCGCCCAAUCAGAAUGCAUUCUAUGAAGGUCUCGAAAUUGUGUUGUCAUCGUUAACCUCUCUCUUGAACAAGGCAUCUUUCCAGGGACAUGAAACACACUAAAGUUAUACCUCUGUAUAAGAAGGGGAUAAAGUCUGACCCUGGGAAUUAUAGUAUCUAUCCUCAGUAUAACAUCAAAGAUCCUGGAGAGAGUUGUACAUGAGCAGAUGUAUGAAUAUGUCAACAAACAAAGUCUAAUGUAUGAUUGUCAGUCGGGUUUUAGAAAAACAUACUCCACAGAUUCAUGUCUACUUUACUUGACUGACUUCAUCAGGAAAGAGAUUGAUGAGGGAAAUCUCUGUGGAAUGGUACUGCUUGACCUACAGAAGGCCUUUGAUACAGUUACCCACUGUCUCCUAAUCUCCAAACUGGAGGCACUGGGGUUAAGCAGUAUCCCUCUAGGCUGGGUAAAGUCCUAUUUAUCAGGUAGGGAGCAAGUAGUAGAAGUUAAUGGUUCACUGUCUCAGGCAAAACCAAUAAGUUGUGGCGUUCCGCAGGGGAGCGUGCUUGGGCCUCUACUGUUUUUAUUGUAUAUUAACAAUAUGAAAGAUGCUUGUUCUUGCUGUCUUUUUCUUUAUGCGGAUGACUCUUCACUUCUGGUGUCUCACAAAAGUAAAACUAUGUUGGAGAGCAUACUUAGCACAGAGCUUACUAACAUUAGCAAAUGUCUUGGAGAUAACAAGCUAUCUCUGCACUUAUUUUUGGAUCCAGACCUAAAUUGAGUAGGUCCUCUGAAAUCAGAGUGGAGUUAGGGGGUGAGGUGCUGACUACUAAAACCUCUGUUAGCAACCUGCAAUUCAUCCUUGAUGGAAGCUUGGGAGGUGUGAGCAUGGCCACUAAAGUGCUAGGGAAGGUUAAUGUCAGGACAAAGCUUUUGGCUAGAAAGUCAAAGCUGCUUGAUAAGGACUAGCCACUGCCCUCAUUCAAUGCCAUUUUGACUACGCCAGUUCUUCCUGGUUUGCGGGCUUAUCUAAGCUUUAUGAAGGGGAAGCUCCAGAAUAAGCUGAUCAGCGUAGUAUUGAAGGUGAGUCCACGUACUCACAUAGGCAGGAGCUUCUUUCAGGAACUCAACUGGCUGCCUGUUGAGGCUAGGGUGUCCCAGAUAUUAGACUGGGUUUGGUUUACAGGAGUAUUUAUGGUUCUGCGCCCAGAUAUCUAACUGAUUACUUUCCCCGUGUUAAGGAUGCACACAAUCACAGCAGCAGAACAGGUGUUGCUAAUGUGUGCUUAUACAGGUUCAGGAGUAAUGCUGGGAAAGGUACUUUCUUGUGUACUGGAGCCACAGAGUGGAAUGAGUUGCAUCUGCCCAUAAAAAUGACGUCCUCACUGGGCAACUUUAAAAAUGAAGUUACAAAACUGUUUGAUGUCUUCUGUGCCCAUAUGAAUGACCCCUAUGAUGUAACUGCAAUGAUGAGAUGUUCUUCUUCUUAGUUUUUUGUUUUAUUAUCUUGCUGUCAUACUGUGUUCAACUGUGUUCCAUCUUGCCUAGCCAUCUUGUUUUUAAGAGGACCACAAUGGAAAUAAGUCCCAGACUUUAUUGUAUGUUAUCCUCGAUGAUUUUACUCAUGUGCAUGUAUGGCUUUUUCAAGUUUUUUUGUGUGCUUGUUUUUUUAAAUGUUCGAAUAAAUAAAAUAAACUAAAGCUUUCAAAUUAUGCCCACCUGACCAAGAUUGAUAUUUCAAAUGGACCGUUUUUUGAUUGCGCAAACAACAGUAAUUGUGUAAAGUGGGGAUGCAGGGCUGUGUUCCAAACAAAAUAACUACACGUUUUCUUGCUCUAGUUCCUCAACGGCACAGCUUGGAGAGCUAAAAAGAAAAGCACCUUUAUGGUUGAAGACUCUUCUUUUAGUCAUAAAAGUGCAUUGAAAUUACUUAAGAACUGUGCACACUUUGGAGAGGUGUAGCCACUUGGAAACACCAGUUGGACCUCUCACUCAAACCCUUGUCAUUUUUUUUGUCUUGUGUUGCACCUACCCCACAUUUUCCAGGAAUAUUCUUAUGUUACUGAAUGUAUCCAGAGUAUUUUCAGAUUUCAUUAUCAACAAAUGAGGUGAAAAGUAAAUGUAAAAUGCACAUAAAAUCAACAGUGUAAUGUUUGGAUUCAGUCUUGUCAGGUGAACUGUUGUGUCCUCACCUUUUUUAGUCUAAGAAUUUUCCCAUAAUCUCCAAACUGUUCCUUUUUAAUUGCUAACAUGGUUAUGCAUAUGCUUUCCAUAUUUCUUCUGUAAGAAACAUUUCAAUUUAGCCAAAUCCAUAUAGGCCAAUUCCCACGAGUGUGAGGGGUUAAAAUAACUAAAUAACUGUCUAUAAUAGUCCCUGCUGUUUUGUUAGUGCCUUUUAGUGAGUGCUCUCCUUGUGAGGUCUGUGUGCCUGGGCUUUGUAGGGGCUGCCAAGGCAGUAAUUGAGAUCCCCUCUCUGGCCCUCCCUUGUGGUGUCUGGCGUUGUGUGCUGAUUGGCAUCUCAUAUGGGGCUGGGCCCUGUGUGUGUGUACUGGUAGAGACUGGGGUCCAGGCCAGGGUCACCUAAACCCACUGCAUCUGGCUCUCCACCAACAAUGCAGACAAAAGCUACCUGCGCGCAAAUAUAUAAAUGUGCCCAUUUGUCUGAUUAGUAUUCCUGACAGUGUGGGGGGAAAAAAUAAUGGAUGCUCUGGAUAAGAGCGUCUGCUAAAUGACAAAAAUGUAAAAGAGGAGGAAACACGAGAACAAACUGCUACUGAGAUUUAAGACCAGAAGUCAGAGCAGCCUCCAUCCUGUCCCGAAAGAGGGUCUAAGCUCAUUUCUGUGAGUGCCGGUGUAAGCAGGAGGCACGCCAUUCAAAGUGAUUAGUUUGACUUCCUGACAGGUUUGGGAUCCAUCUGACAGAUUGAUUUGCCUGCAGACACAGGCAAAUCAAUGUAUGCCCAUCACCAUCACCAAACUGGCAGGAUAGGGCAAGAGAGCCCUCAAAUCAGCUCACACAAUUUAUCCCCUCAAUAUUCCUAUUUUCUAAGGUGCUAUACAAAGUUUAAGUCUAAGCAAAGAUCACAAAACAAAACGCACCUUUCCUUUUACCUUCUCACUUGACUUGCCUUGGUAAAAAACUAAACCCGUCUCUCUCCUCUCCCUCAGUGAGUGCCCAGCGGCCAGACUCUCUGUCCCUGGCGGUGGCUAAGCCGGACUUGUGGACAUCGUACGGUGACGGGGAGGUGAAGCUGAGGAUGGGGGAGUCAGGCUUUGCCUCUGAGCCCCCACUCACCAUAGACCAGAUGUUUAAGACUUCUGUGGAGAGGUUUGGCAGCUACACUGCCCUGGGCUGGAAGGAGGGAGAGCAGACCAAGACAAUCAACUACCAGGAGUACUACCAGGCCUGCCGCACAGCUGCCAAAAGCUUCCUCAAGGUGAGACGAAACACAUAGAUCAACUACUGACACUUGACUGCUGUACAUUGGAUGUCAGAACAAUGUGGCAAUAGAAAACCCAUAAUGACAAAUGUUUAUAGUUAUUGAGGGUUACAUACAGAUGAGAACUGUAGAAUAUUGUAUUUGAUUAAACACUUUCUUGGUGCUCAUGUCUCCAGAUCUCCAGUCAUAAGAAAGGCUUAUCGACAUCAGUUCCUAAAGUGCGACAUCGCAACAGAGAAACCUAAGUAUGAGAAAAAGUUAUGUUGGCAAGGCAACAAUGUAUCCUCAAACCAGAUAUGAAGAAAAACAAAAGCAAAAGAGAACCACUGUGGACUUAAAUUUAGGAGCACAUCAUACAAUUUAGGAGCACCAAAUAUAUUUUUACAUUGAUUGAGAUUGGGCCGAUAAGAAUUUGAUCUACUUAUGAAGCAUGUGUUGUGCCCUAGAAACGAAUAUGUAAUCCUGUUAAGACGUGUUUAUUAUGAAAGCUAGAAUAUUGAUACCUGUCAUUGAAAUUACGAAGUCAUAUGUGGAAUAUUAGGUUUCUACUCUUUGUAAAAAGCACUAUUUCCUAUUGAGAUGCAUUACAUAGAAAAUGGUACACUCUCUUUAAGAGCGUGAGUGGUGACAUGUAAGAGAUCCAGUGUUUAUCCACUGUGGGCUGCUGCUGCUAAAUUGAGCUGCCACUCCAAAAAUGUAAAAAAAAAUAUAUUUGAGAUGGUAAAAUGUUUUCGGUGUGAACUUAUAUGACUAAAACCAGUAUGUAGAAAAGAUAAUGGAGCUAUAUAUAUAUUUUUAAAUAGGAUCAUCUUUUGAGAAUUAACAACCACCAGAAUCAAAACUAGACAGUUAGGAAGAAUCAGAAAUGCCCAAAAUGUCAUGGCAUUGGGGCCCCAUUGAUUUUGUUAUGUUUGAGUCACUCAGAUGGCAUAAGAACACAGCAUAAGCCAUGGCAAAAUGUGUAGAAAUGCAGGAAAUUUGCUUUAAAACUGCACAUUUUCUCUCAGCCCCAUUGCAAAAUGUGAAUUUCUUUAGUAGAGCAGUUGCAAAUUGUUUGUUUUUUCAUGGUACACAAGAGACACCUGUCGGAUUAGCGCCUGUCUCAGUGGACUAAUCCAUUGCGGAGGCUGCGAGGCUACCUGGCCUGCGCGCAAAUAUAUAAAUGUGCCCAUUUGGAGAUGUCUGAUUAGUAUUCCUGAUUGUCUUAACUCACCACCACUAAUGAGCUGUGGAGCUUCUCAAUGUAAUUUUUUCUUAACCUCAAACGGCAGGUAAACAAAGUCUGUUUUUACAUCCAUUGAGAAUGGCUAUAUUCAAAUGCUUCGUAGGCAACAGGUGUAGACGAACAGUGAAAUGCUUACUUACGGGUCCUUUUCCAACAAUGCAGAGUUGAAGAUGAGAUUUUAAAAAAUCUAAUGCAAACAGUGACACGAGGAAUAAAUACAUGGUGAAUAACGAAUAUAUACAGUACCAGUCAAAAGUUUGGACACACAUACUCAUUCCAGGGUUUUUCUUUAUUUUUACUAUUUUCUACAUUGUAGAAUAAUAGUGAAGACAUAAACUAUGAAAUAACACAUAUGGAAUCAUGUAGUAACCAACACAGGUAGUCCACAAAUUUUUAACAAGGCACACCUGUUAAUUGAAAUGCAUUCCAGGUGACUACCUCAUGAAGCUGGUUGAGAGAAUGCCAAGAGUGUGCAAAGCUGUCAUCAAGGCAAAGGGUGGCUACGUUGAAGAAUCUAAAAUCUCAAAUAUUUUGAUUUGUUUAACACUUUUUUGGUUACUACAUGAUUCCAUGUGUUAUUUCAUAGUUUUGAUGUCUUCACUAUUAUUCUACAAUGUAGAAAAUAGUACAAAUAAAGAAAAAAAAACUUGAAUGAGUAGGUGUGUCCAAACUUUUGACUUGUACUGUGUGUAUAUAUGUAUAUGUAUAUAUGUAACAUGGCUAUAUAUAGGGAGUACCAGUACAGAGUCGAUAUGCAGGAAUACGAGGGAAUUGAGGUAGCUAUGUACUGUACACAUAGGUAGGGGUAAAGUGACUAGGCAACUGGAUAGAUAAUAGACAGUAGCAGCAGCGUAUGUUGAAAGUGUGUUUGGGUGUAAGUAUGUGUGAGUAUGUGGGUAGAGUCCAGUGUGUGUGCAAGAGCAAGUCCAUUUAGGUAGUCCGGGUAGCCAUUUGAUUAGCUAUUUUGUUUAGAAGUCUUAUGGCUUCGGGGUAGAAGCUGUUCAGGGUCCUGUUGGUUCCAGACAUGGUGCAUUGGUACCGCUUGCCGUGUGGUCGCAGAGAGAACAGUCUGUGGCUUGGGUGGCUGGAAUCUGACAAUUUUUUGGGCCUUACUUUGACACUGCCUGGUAUAGAGGUCCUGGAUGGCAGGGAGCUCAUCCCCAGUGACGUACUGGGCCGUAUGCACUACCCUCUAUAGCGCCUUGCGGUCGGAUGCCAAGCAGUUGCCAUACCAAGCGGUGAUGCAGCCAGUCAAGAUGCUCUCGAUGGUGCAGAUCUAUAACCUUUUGAGGAUCUGAAGGCCAUGCCAAAUCUUUUCAGCCUCAUGAGGGGGAAGAGGCAUUGUCAUGCCCUCUUUACGACUGUGUUGGUGUGUUUGGACCAUGAUAGAUCCUUAGUGAUGUGGACACUGAGGAACUUGAAGCACUUGACCCGCACCACUACAGCCCUGUUGAUGUGAAUGGGGGCGUGCUUGGCCCUCCGUUUCCUGUUGUCCUCGAUCGGCACCUUUUGAUUUACUGACGUUGAGGGAGAGGUGUUGUCCUGGCACCACAAUGCCAGGUCUCUGACCUCCCCCUGUAGGCUGUCUCGUUGUCGAUGAUCAGGCCUACCACCGUUGUGUCGUCGGCAAACUUAAUGAUGGUGUUGGAGUCGUGCGCAGCUACGCAGUCGUGGGUGAACAGGGAGUACAGGAGGGGACUAAGCACGCACCCCUGAGGGGCCCCUGUUUUGAGGGUCAGUGUGGCGGCUGUGUUGUUGCCUACCCUCACCACCUGGGGGUGGCCUGUCAGGAAGUCCAGGAUCCAGUUGCAGAGGGAGGUGUUCAGUCCCAGGGACCUUAGCUUAGUGAUGAGCUUCAAGGGCACUAUGGUGUUAAAUGCUGAGCUGUAGUCAAUGAACAGCAUUCUCACGUAGGUGUUCCUUUUGUCCAAGUGGGUAAGGGCAGUGUGGCGUGCAAUAGUGAUUGCGUAAUCUGUGGAGCUGUUGGGGCGGUAUGCGUGUCUGGGAUGAUGGUGUUGAUGUGAGCCAUGACCAGCCUUUCAAAGCAUUUCAUGGCUACAGAUGUGAGUGCUACAGGGUGAUAGUCAUUUAGACAGGUUACCUUGGCAUUUUGGGGCACAGGGACUAUGGUGGUCUGCUUGAAUCAUGUAGGUAUUACAGACUGGGUCAGGGAGAGGUUGAAAAUGUCAGUGAAGACACUUGCCAGAUGGUCAGCGCAUGCUCUGAGUACGCAUCCUGGUAAUCCGUCUGGCCCUACAGCCUUGUGAAUGUUAACCCGUUUAAAGGUCUUACUCACAUCGGCUACGGAGAGCGUGGUCACAGUCGACCGGAAUAGCUUGUGCACUCACGCAUGGUUCAGUGUUGCUUGCCUCGAAGCGAGCAUAGAAGGCAUCCAGCUCUCUCCCUUUCGACAACCACCGAGACUCGGCGUGAAAGGGAAAAAUGUAAUGCUCUGAUCCAGUGGAAACCUCAUAAAAUACCUGAUUUACUUCUUAUCUCUUGCCUGUCCGGAGCACACUGGCACGGGAAACUCGGAGGGGCCCAGAAUAGUUGAUACAAUGUUGCAGAUUUGCUAUCGUGAGCUUUGGGCCGGACCCAGUUGAUAGUUUGUUUCAAUUUUGUUACAGAGAGAUGAAUGCGAUUGAAUGAACAUGAGUAAACCUCCAUGCGUAUUCAAGGUUAUUUAAUUAUAUGUGAUUUAUAAGAUAUUUUUAUCAGGAUAUUUUCUACCAGCGAUGUAUUUAUUAGUUGGCUUUUGUGGGCUAUUUUGACCUAGUUGGCAAUAGAAUAAAAAUACGUUAUUAUAAUUUAAAUGAAACCGAAAAUGUGUAUAUGAAAAUCAAAACUGGCACGCAGAUCGGUAGAAAUGGUAAGGUGAAUUGGCACUCCACAUGAAAAAGAUUGCCGACCCCUGAGGUGUGUUCACGAAGGAAGAUUGCUAACGUUAGCUAACAUAUUCCAUUUGUUUUGUUAGCCGCAUCCGUUUGCUAGCGUUAGCUAACAGUCUGAGAAGGGUUUGUGUGGUGAACGUAAGUGUCCGUUUCGGGUCUAAACAUGUAGACAUGUAGACUUUCUACUACAUUUAGGAAUAGCUAAAACAUUUUCUGUUGAAUAUUGUCACUAAAAAGCCACAUUAUUCCUUACAAAAAGUAGCUGUUUGAUGUUUCACCGUAACAUUUUGGAAUGUUCAUUCAAAUCCUUCAACUGAAAUUGUUACUCUGGCAACAUGUUCGCAGCAAACAGAAUGCCUUGUUGAACUCUAGCCUAUUACCGGCAACUUCAGGAGCAUAACUUCAGGAGCAUAACGGCAGAAUCUGUGAAUUAUUAUCUUGAUCUCUAGCUCCCUCUAGAGUCAUUUGUGUGUCUUAAUCGUUUCAUCAAACAGUGUGCUUAUAGCAUCAGACAUGCUCGGUGCAUAUAGUUGAUUUUAUUGAAACACAUAGGGUGUGUCUAUAGAUGGAAAAAUACAUGUUUUAAAAUUUAGACCAAUAGAUUGGUCGAAAGAACAGACGACUCGUUCGAACAAUAGUUUUCUUUUGUCAGGGACAGUGCAGGAAAUUGGCUUUAAAACAGCAAAUUUGUCACUGCGGGCAAGAGGAUUUUCAGCCAGAGAACGCACCAUUGGUCACCCCGAAUACAACGCCCCUUGAAUAGAACGGCCCAUGAGAUGGUUAUUGCGUGAUGGAAGGGGGAAAAAAACGUUGUGCCAGUAAUAUGGGUACAACUUCUGAACGGUUUAUGCUAGAAACAAGCCAUUUUCUCUGUAGUAAUGGUGCAACCACGACGAUCACAAAUCUGCAUUCUCUAUGGCACUUGUAAAUAGAGAUACAGCGAAGCCUAAUCAUUACAACAAUUAUCUGGGUAGAUAUUAUUUUCUAGGUGCAUUGGUGCUCCCAAAUUAAAAUGGCAGGUCGCACAGCAAAAUAUUUAGAAGCAUAUGCGACCAAAAUGGUCGCAGUUUAGAGCCUUGACUGGAGGAUGUAUGCCCUUUUUAGAAGGAGACUUUUGAUAACUUCCCCUCUCACUGCCCAUAGUCCACCAUCCUAAUCUCAGAUCAGUGUGUGUUUAACCUCGUGGUGGCCGGGUCACUGUCGGCAGCAUGCGUAGGGUGAGAUUAAAUGUCAGCCAUGUCGGUAGAGGCAAUGUGCUGCUGGGGGCGACCUCAAGAUGCAUGCCACGCUAUUGUUUAUUGUGAAACUCAAUACUGUACACCAGCAUGAGGGCCAGGGCUGGCUCAGGCCCAGGGGAAGCCACACAUCUACAAACCUGAACCUGAUGGCCUCAGUCCACUUGGAAGUAGAGGGAGAACACAAGUUUCCGUGUAUCUGGUAAAUGUGUAUGCUACUCUGCAUUGACACACACCCACACACGUAGGCAAACAGCCGUACUGUGUAUUUCUGGCAGCUAUAGCAUGUUUGCUACCACAGGCCUCGAUGUUCAGAUAUCACGUUGCAGUAUUUUAUUGCUACUGCUGUUAUGAAAGACCCACUGUGUAGUCAUUUUAUGGCUGGCAAUGGUGCUUCAAGCAUUCAUUUUUUAAAUUCUUACUUGGCUUCGAUUCACCUUCCCCUUUUCUGAACUCUUAUCCAUAGAAACGUUUAUAUAAAAAGGCAUUGUUCCUCUUAGGUGGCGAAUAGAGAUCUACAUGACCAAAAGUAUGUGGACACCUGCUCGUCGAGUGGAGGCUGCUAUAUAACAGCCUCCACUCUUCUGGGAAGGCUUUCCACUUGGAAAGGUGGCAUCCUAUGACGGUGCCACGUUGAAAGUCACUGAGCUCUUCAGUAAGGCCAUUCUACUGCCAAUGUUUGUCUAUGGAGAUUGCAUGGCCUUGUGCUCGAUUUUAUACACUUGUCAGCAACGGGUGUGGCUGAAAUAGCCAAAUCCACUCAUUUUGAAGGGAUGUCCACAUACUUUUGUAUAUAUAGUGUAUGUGUGCUUCUAUUCAUAUGAUGUAUGUGUGUGUUUGUCCACAGCUUGGCUUGGAGCGCUACCAUGGGGUCGGCAUUCUGGGCUUCAACUCUGCUGAGUGGUUCAUUUCUGACAUUGCUGCCAUUCUGGCUGGGUGAGUCCCUCUACUCCUGUUUCUGGGGGGGGGGGGGGGGGGGGGGGGGUCGGACACUUAAACUAGCCCUGACGUGUGAUGUGCAGAGUGUUUCCUGGUCACUGAUAUACUGUAGGCCCGUCUAUAUUGUGUAAGCAUCUUAUGUACCCACAACCAAAGACAUGAGAUAUGACAUAUGAGCCUGUCAGGGCAGCAUAGUGUAUGACCUUGAAUUCAGCAUGGAACCUUUUGCACACAUUAAACAGUUUGAUAGAUCGCUGAGGUAUGCCAAACACGAUGACUACUCUGUUUGUGCUUUUCAGUUAUAUCAGCAAGUAGCUAUAACCAGAACCCAAAACUCUGUAGAUCAUGGUCAGAAAUCCAAACUCAAUACAGUAUGUCAAAACAAAUAGAAGUUAAUUUAGAGCUUUGAGUGUUUCCCACUGUCAGAACUGGUUAUGUGAGAACAUCUGUCAUGUGUAAUUGGCAUAAAGAUCAGAUACAGACUGUUACAAUAACUGACUGUUCUGGGUGGAUCAGCACCUCACUUGUUGCAUUUUUCUUUCAUGAUGAUCAUAACUUUAUGAAAUACAUUCUUACCUAGCAGAGUUGCCAAACCUGUCUGUGGGAGAGGGAUCUUUUUUAGUUUGAUGGAACAUAAAGGCAACAUAACUCUCUGUACUGUUUUCUCUUGUUGCCAGUGGGUUUGCAGUGGGCAUCUACACCACCAACUCCCCAGAGGCUUGCCAGUACGUAGCAGAGAACUGCAAGGCCAACAUCAUCGUGGUAGAGAAUCACAAGCAGCUGCAGAAGAUCCUACAGGUAAGCCUAGAGGAUGGCAAGGAUAGGAGAUUUGCUUUGAUUCAUUCAUUCAGGGAUACCUUUCACGUUUAUGUGUAUUCCUGUGGAAUCUGAUGCUGAUAUCUAAAAUGAGUGUUUUUCCUCCAGGUUCAAGACAAGCUGCCACACCUGAAAGCAAUUAUCCAGUACAAAGAUGCACUUAAAGAGAAGAGACCAAACCUCUACACGGUAUGAAUGGAGUGUCAAACUAUUUAGAACAAUAGAACAUAGAUCAAUGCCUUCUGUCUUUUUAGAAGUGUUCAUAACACAGUACAUUUUAUGCAGGUUUGUUUCCCCCCACUGUAUCCUGAAUGUCUCUGCCUUUAUUGUCUACACAGUGGGCGGAGUUUAUGGAGCUGGGCCGUGGUGAGCCCGACACACAGCUGGAUGACAUCAUCGCUAUCCAGAAGCCCAACCAGUGCUGCACACUGAUCUACACAUCAGGUACCACAGGCCAGCCCAAAGGAGUGAUGCUCAGCCACGACAAUGUGAGUGACACUGACUACAAACAUUAAUUUUUAAAAUGUUUUGUCUGAUAAACACUCCAAACAGCCUACCCGACUGCUCGGAGGCGUCCGCAUGGUCCUAAAGCACACUGUUGCCUCGUUUUGUAUCACAUUCCAAUGAUAAAACUGGGGGGGACAAAAAUGCAAUUUCAGAAUGUGUGUGGGACAUGUCCCCUGCUACCCAUCAAAGGUUGCUUAUCAAGAUGUAGCCUUGUAUCUAUUCAAAAUCCCCCUUUGGUCUGAGUUUACCUGCUAAUGAACUGUGUUGUAAUGACCAUCUCUCUCUCUGCAGCUAACAUGGACAGCGUUCGCAGUAGGCCGCUAUGUCAGGUUGACAGAAGCCACCAAGUCUCAGGAGAUAGUGGUCAGCUACCUGCCCCUCAGCCACAUCGCUGCUCAGAUGGUGGACAUCUGGGUCACCAUGAAGGUCGGAGGGGCAACAUACUUCGCCCAGCCAGACGCACUAAAGGUGAGGUCUAUUCUCGUUUAUGAGAAUCCCAAGAGGACAUUUUUCUAGUUUUUCCAUCUGACUGAGAAGACUGUUAUGAAGUCCCUUACUCCCCCUUGUCCUCCUCGUCUUCGAUAAACCUAGUGUGUAAUCCAGUUAAGGGAGGAAGAUUACGACAAGCCUUUUGGCACAAGUUAAAUUGAUACCCUGUCCUCACACAAGACAACUCUUUGUUUCCCCAUUGAUCAGAUCAUUAGUAUUUCUGCUCUCUGUGAAAAGGCUUUUCUUCACAAAAUAAGUGCCAGCAUUAUUAAAUGCAUCACGUUGCAAUUGCAAACUCUUUUGAACAGUUCUGUGAUUCUCAGGAGCUGAACUGUCUUUCUCAAUAUGCUAGUGUCUGUGAUACUCCGCACACACACACAGUCACACAUACUUUGUGCCUACAAACCCCUUUAGUGUGUGUAUAUGUUGUGACUGAGCUCCCUCCCUUCCUGUCUGUUCUCAGGGCUCUCUGGUUAACACGAUGAGAGAGGUGCGUCCCACAGCCUUCAUGGGCGUACCACGUGUCUGGGAGAAGAUGCAGGAGAAGAUGAAGUCCGUCGGGGCCAAGUCGUCCACCGUGCGCAGGAAGGUGGCAGUCUGGGCCAAAGGAGUGGGGCUGGAGACCAACCUCAGCAAGAUGAACCAGUAUGUAUUAUACAUGGGCCUAUUUAGUAGGGAGGGGUGGAUCUGUGGUCUAAUUAGACCAUUACCUGUAUCACCACCUCUGUGGUUCUGACUUCGGAGCGAUUCCCCCAAGGCGAAUACUACUUUGUCACAAAGAUGACAGAACAGGAUCAGUAGUUGUCUUGCCCACGCACAGGAUAAUAAUGCUAGCACAGUAUGGACAGUAGUGAACUACAGCCUGGGGUAUGAAGAGAGACAUGUUCUGAUGUUGUAUUAAACUCCUGCUUCCUCUUCUGCCUGCUCAGGAAUGGAGCUAUGGAGAGGACGCCCAUGAACUACCGCUUGGCCAAGAAGCUGGUGUUCAAGAAGGUCCGUAAGGCCCUGGGUCUGGACCGUUGCACCAAGUGUUACACAGGCGCCGCCCCCAUCACCAAGGACACCCUGGAGUUCUUCCUCAGCCUGGACAUCCCAGUGUACGAGCUGUACGGAAUGAGUGAGAGCACUGGACCUCACACCAUUUCUCUGCCCGAAGCAUUCCGCCUCACCAGGUAACAAUACCCUCCACAUACACUUAAACACACAAGGCCUGAAAUGACAUAUUCCCAUGCUCACUCAAGACACAAAACUAAUUUAUUACAACAGGCCCAAGCACAUGCAUACCUCGGCUUUUAGAAAGUGUAUUUGUUGUAAAUGCUUCAUGUACUGUAUGUCAUUAAGAAGUUAAAGUGAUUUGUGUCUUGUCUUCCCAGCGUUGGGAAGUUGAUCCCUGGUUGUGAGACUAAGAUUAACAAUCCUGACGAGGAGGGCAACGGGGAGAUCUGCUUCUGGGGGCGCCACGUCUUCAUGGGCUACCUCAACCAGGCCGACAAGACAGAGGACGCCCUGGACGCUGAGGGCUGGCUGCACUCUGGAGACCUGGGCAAACACGACGACAAUGGCUUCCUCUUCAUCACUGGACGCAUCAAAGGUACGGUCUUCUCUACACACUCUAUAACCCCAUCCCCAAAAUACCUCCAACCCUAUCCCAGUCAUCAGAACCCAGCUUUAAACGGAACAGACUGAAGUUUUAUAAAAGCCUCAGUCGAUAGAAGAUAGCAUUUUGUCUGGCUCCACAUAAGUUUGCUUUAUCCUAAAUAAAGAAUGUGUUUCAAUAUGUGUCCAGAGCUGAUCAUCACAGCGGGUGGAGAGAACAUCCCUCCAGUGCCAAUUGAGGAUGCUGUGAAGGAGGCCGUGCCGCUGGUUAGCAAUGCCAUGCUCAUUGGAGACAAGAAGAAGUUCCUCGCCAUGCUGCUCACCAUUAAGGUAUGAACAGUUGGCUACAGUACUCAGUUUUAUUUCAAUUUUAUUUUACCAGGUAAGUUGACUGGGAACACAUUCUCAUUUACAGCAACGACCUGGGGAAUAGUUACAGGGGGGAGGAGAGGGGAUGAAUGAGCCAAUUGAAAUUGUUCCUGUGUGUCGGUGUGAAUCCAAAUCCACAGGUCAUAUUUCAAGUUCUGACAAACAUUUUCUUUAGAACAGGGAUGUUACGUUGUUUCUUUGAAAGGAUUGUGUAUCAUGGCUAUCAGUUGCAGCCACUUUAAGAGUAUCUGGUAGAUGAGAAAUACGAUGUGUAAUCAGAUGCAGCCUGCAUUAGAGAUUGCACAGUGCUGUGUAAACUCAUAUCUCCUCUUUAUCAUGUAAUCAUAGGAUGGGGCAAGACUGUCAUAGUGGGUUAUUCACAAUUCUUCUUUAUUGUAAAGUAUACAACUUCUGAUUAACCACUGCCACCUGGUGGACAUUUCACAAACUGCAAGUCUUUAUGGUAUCAUUGUCAGUUAAUGGCAUUGAUUGACAAAACAGAAAUCAUCCAUGAGCAAAACAGCCUUCUAAGGAAAUGUGUGUUCUUUUGUUUAGGGACUUCUUCCCGAAUAAAACAUCUGUCUCUUUACCCCUCAGUGCCAGGUGAACGGAGACACUGGUGCUCCUGAGGAUGAGCUGACGCCCGAGGCCAUAGAGCUGUGCCGGAAGCUGGGCAGCAACGCCACGCGAGUCUCAGAGAUCGCCGGUGGGCGUGACCGGGUCAUCCAUGCCGCUAUCCAGGAGGGUAUCAACCGCGUGAACGAGAAUGCCACCUCCAACGCCCAGCGCAUCCAGAAGUGGACCAUCCUAAACCAGGACUUCUCCAUCAUCGGGGGAGAGCUGGGUGAGCGGGGCGGGGAGCAGCCUGGGCAGGGGCCCUGGGGAGGACAGUGUGCAUGUUUGUUUAGUGCCAUGUUCUUCUCUUCUGGUCCUGAAGGACUACAGUAUGUAGUUUUUUCCAGGUCAUUAUAUAAGCUAGGCUCUAGCUUCCAUAAUGUUGCCUCAUUUCAUUUCCAUUAAUGAGAUGUAUAUGGCACAUUUCAAUAUAAUUGUUUUUGUUUACAUUUCUCUGUCUAUUACAGACUAUGUCAUCACUCAGUAGUUUCCCCAGCUAUCCAGUGGCGGGUGUUGAUGAGCAUAACAGAAGGAUUUAUAUAGCCGACUCAGUCUCUCUCUCUCUCUCUCAGGCCCCACUAUGAAGCUGAAGAGGCCGGUGGUCAUGAAGAUGUACAAAGAGCAAGUAGAGAAUUUCUACAAAGAGGUGGUGACCCCAAGCACCCCUGAUAACGCCCUGCCCCCCAAA
Molecule: messenger RNA, 22728 nt
Organism: Coregonus sp. 'balchen'
Lineage: Eukaryota; Metazoa; Chordata; Actinopteri; Salmoniformes; Salmonidae
Source: the annotation of a GenBank genome assembly